GGGAACUUCUAAGAAGCUUGAUCAUACAGGUCAACACGUACACACAAUACGAAAGAAAAAGGAGAACACGUACGACAAGAUAGUUCGAAAGGAUCUUUCGUAUACUACAUUUGUUUGAAAAAACUUACGAAUGGAGCACGGAUUGAAAUAUGAGUAGUACGGUGACAACGGAACCAUCUACAUCUCUUGGCGAUAUGAUGUCUACAACUGCAAUUCCUGAGAAAGCAGCUCCAAUAUUCUUACAAACACGAGCAGCUCAAGGUAUUGCUGGUGCAUUUGUUUGGGUCGCAUUAUUCAUAACUUGUCAACAGAUCUACCAGCAUUUAAGGUGGUAUACUAAUCCAACAGAACAAAGAUGGAUAGUGAGAAUUCUGUUUAUAGUUCCAAUUUAUGCAACAUAUUCUUGGGUGUCUCUACUAUUUUUCAACAGUGAAAGUUAUUAUGUUUACUUUUUUACUGUACGGGACUGUUAUGAAGCAUUUGUUAUAUAUAACUUCUUGUCCCUAUGCUACGAGUACCUGGGUGGUGAAGGAAAUAUUAUGUCUGAAAUACGUGGCAAACCUAUUCGUUCUAAUUGUUUAUAUGGAACAUGCUGUUUGGUUGGGAAAACAUAUACAAUUGGUUUUCUUAGAUUUUGCAAACAAGCUACUUUGCAAUUUUGCUUGGUAAAACCAGUAAUGGCAUUUGUCAUUAUAUUCCUUCAAGCAUUUGGUCAUUAUAGAGAUGGAGAUUGGUCCCCAGAUGGAGGCUAUAUUUAUAUAACUAUAAUUUAUAAUAUCAGUGUAUCUCUUGCACUUUAUGGACUUUUUCUCUUUUAUUUUGCUACAAGAGACCUGUUAACACCAUUUGAACCUGUCUUAAAAUUUUGUACUGUUAAAAGUGUUAUCUUCCUCUCAUUUUGGCAAGGGGUGUUAUUGGCUAUUCUUGAGAAAGCAAAUGUAAUUUCUCCUAUAAGUUUAGAUCAAUCAACUAGUGCAGGCACAGUUUCUGCUGGUUAUCAAAACUUUUUGAUUUGCAUUGAAAUGUUAUUUGCUGCUAUAGCUUUACGUUAUGCGUUUCCAUAUCAAGUGUAUUCAGCUGGUUGUGUUACGGAUUCAAGAGGAAGAAGUGUAACAAUGCAAAGUAUCAGUAGCAGUUUAAAAGAAACCAUGAAUCCAAAAGAUAUAAUGACUGAUGCCAUCCACAACUUCCAUCCACAGUAUCAACAAUACACACAAUAUAGUUCUGACGUUAAUACCAACUUGCCGUAUGAAAAACUAUGAGAAUGUGAAGCAUCGUUUUUUAAUUUCAAGAAAUUGGACAUGAGGCAUUCAUACAUUUUUAAUAGAGUUUGAAAAGUUCUUAAUACUGUAGUUCAUUAAAAUUGACUUGAUAUUUUAAGUUCAAAUCAAGUUCGAGGGUGGGCAUAGUGUUCUCUGCUCAAAUUAUUAUUUAAGGUUUAUAACAAAAUCAAUAUACAUACACAUAUACAUAUAUAAGCAUAUGAUUCAUUAACUUUGCAAUUAAUAAAAUAUACUGUACAUUAGAAACUAAGCACUUAACGCAAGAGCACUUAGAGUACAGUGUAAUUUCACAAAAACGUUUUACUUUUUAAUAAAUGCAAAAGACAAAUAAUAAUUGACUACUAUUCUAUGGCAGUAUUGUAAUUAUGUAUCUUUCUAUGGAUAGGUUAAUGAUUAUUAAAUAUUGUUUUGUAAUGCUUGUAUAUUUAAAAAGAUGGCAUGAUUUAUAUUUAAUUUAGCAUGCUGACAUAGCUAUAUAUUUUUAUAUAUUUUUUUCCUAAAUAUGUAUGUUUGAUAAUUUUCUUAAACAACAAAUUCAAAUCUUUAUUGUUAUAACACGCAUGAAUUAUUUAAUAGACAUAUAAUAUGUGUAGUGAGAUCGAUAAAAUAAAGAAAGAUGCUGUAAA
Messenger RNA from Bombus pascuorum, 1909 nucleotides. It is a transcript of the gene Tmep, whose product is annotated as transmembrane protein 184B. Gene Ontology annotation, molecular function: transporter activity. The transcript has 6 exons. The coding region runs from base 150 to 1262 and encodes 370 amino acids. The record is from RefSeq and is a predicted model, not a curated record. Lineage: Eukaryota; Metazoa; Arthropoda; Insecta; Hymenoptera; Apidae. Gene Ontology annotation, biological process: transport.